AUGAUCGGUCCAACAGACAGGCAUACUGAUGACUGGAAGGUCGAUUUGCUGCCUCCCAAUGACUACAAUAGUAUCAUUGAUAUCAGUUUCAACUUCACUAUGAUCAACUUUGUCUGCGAUGAAACGUCGCCAUUGUUGCUAAUCUUAAUUCAUACUGCACCAACCAACUAUGUUAAAAGAAAGACGGUGAGGGAAACUUGGGGUCAAGAGGUGGAUGGUGUCAAGGUUUUGUUCAUGGUAAGCUGGAUCCUGUUUUUAUAA
Molecule: messenger RNA, 261 nt
Organism: Acanthoscelides obtectus
Lineage: Eukaryota; Metazoa; Arthropoda; Insecta; Coleoptera; Chrysomelidae
Source: the annotation of a GenBank genome assembly